AUGGCUACUGCAACAGGUCGAGAUAUUGGAUCUGCACAGUCGCGCAAGAGAGCGAGCGAUGCAGAGCUUGGAUUUCCGAAGAAGCCCAAGAUUGAAGCAAAGACGGACCCUUCACGAUGGCGAAUGAAGGAUGAUGACAGCCGCCACACUUGGCAUUAUUUGACAACCAAUAAGGCUGCUCAAGAAUGGCCCCAGAGCUUUGCGGAGAAGUACUAUUUGGGGCUGCCCCUGGACUUGCCAGCACUUCCCAAGCCCGCAACGCCUCUAGACUCUGCCAAAAACGCUCUCGAGUUCUUCCAAAAGCUCCAGCUGCCUUCAGGACACUGGGGAUGCGAGUAUGGCGGCCCAAUGUUUCUCCUUGCUGGUAUUGUUGUCGCCUGGUACGUCACCAAGACGCCGAUUUCGUCGGCAUACGCAACGGCCAUAAAGGACUACCUCACGGCACGAGCUCACCCGAAAGACGGCGGCUGGGGACUGCACAUUGAAGGUGAGAGCACCGUAUUCGGCAUCACCCUCAACUACACAGUGUUACGCCUUGUUGGCGUCGACCCUGAGGACCCGCUCAUGGUAAAGGCUCGGGGUACCUUACACAAGCUUGGGGGAGCCGUCGACUCACCACACUGGGCCAAGUUCUGGUUGGCAACUCUGGGUGUAGUAAGCUGGGACAUUGUCAAUCCUGUUCCGCCUGAACUUUGGCUGCUUCCAGAUUGGGUGCCCAUAGCACCAUGGAGAUGGUGGGUUCAUAUCAGAAUGGUUUUCCUGCCAAUGGCAUACGUCUACUCAAAGAGAUGGAGCUGUGAGGAGACAGACGUAAUCCGUGGUUUGAAAGAGGAGCUUUUUACACAGCCUCACGCAGACAUCAACUGGGCUGCGCACCGAAACAGUAUUGCACCUGGCGAUAACUACCACCCAAAAUCAUGGCUGCUCAACACUGUGAAUUGGCUCGUUGUCAAUGUCUGGAACCCAUACCUGCGACCAAACUUCAUCAAGGAACGAGCCGAACAGUGGGUUAGCCAGCAGGUGGAUAUGGAAGAUGCCAACACAGGCUACGCCGAUCUCGCGCCUGUAAAUGCGCCGAUGAACACGAUUGUAUGCUACAUUCGAGAUGGACCUGAUGCCUACAGCACAAAGCGGCACAUUGAACGGCUAAAUGAGUAUCUGUGGGUCAAGGAUGAGGGCAUGCUCUGUAACGGCACCAACGGCGUCCAGUGCUGGGAUACCGCAUUUCUGAUCCAAGGCGUCUUUGAGGCCGGCCUGCAAGACGAUGAGCGUUGGCGGCCAAUGCUCACUCGCGCCCUGGAGUACUUGGAACGCCAACAGAUUCGUGAAAAUUGCGUCGACCAAGAGAAAUGCUACCGGCAACCACGAAAAGGAGGUUGGCCCUUCAGCAACCGAGAUCAAGGCUAUGCUGUCAGUGACUGUGUCUCUGAGGCCCUCAAAGCCAUCAUUCUGCUACAAAAGGUCGGAGGGUUCCCAGAGGUGCUGGAAGACCAGCGCAUUUUUGACGCAGUCGACACGUUGUUGCUGUACCAGAAUGACAACGGGGCAUUAUCAUCGUACGAGGCCCGACGAGCUGGAGAGUACAUGGAAACGUUUAAUGCCGCUGAAGUCUUUGGCAGGAUCAUGAUCGAGUAUGACUAUCCUGAAUGCACAACAGCGUGCGUCACUGCCCUUUCGCUUUUCAGUAAGCAUUGGCCGGAUUACAGAAACAAGGAGAUCAAGGUAUUCAUCAACAGAGCAACCAACUGGAUCAAAACAAAUCAGCGGAUUGACGGCAGUUGGUAUGGCAGCUGGGGCAUAUGUUUCACCUAUGCGACCAUGUUUGCACUGGAAAGCAUGGCUAGUAUUGGCGAGACAUAUUCUAAUAGCAAGAUUUCACGGCGCGGCUGUGACUUUCUCAUUUCUAAACAGAGAGAGGAUGGCGGCUGGUCCGAAAGCUACAAGGCUUGCGAAACAAUGGAGUAUCAUGAGCAUCCGAUGGGGUCUCUAGUGGUUCAAACUGCAUUUGCGUUGAUUGGCCUACUUGAAGCCGACUACCCUCGUAUUGAGCCGUUGCAGAAGGGCAUCAAAUUGAUCAUGGAACGACAGCAAGAAAGCGGAGAAUGGCUUCAGGAAGCCAUCGAAGGCGUUUUCAACAAAUCUUGCAUGAUCUCGUAUCCCAACUACAAGUUUACGUUUACCUUGAAGGCGUUGGGGUUAUUUGCGAAGAAGUACCCUGAUGUCAAGCUACAACUGCAAUGA
This is a messenger RNA of Metarhizium album ARSEF 1941, 2241 nucleotides long. Its product is annotated as oxidosqualene:lanosterol cyclase. NCBI's taxonomy places the organism in Eukaryota, Fungi, Ascomycota, Sordariomycetes, Hypocreales, Clavicipitaceae. The record is from RefSeq and is a predicted model, not a curated record. Gene Ontology annotation, cellular component: lipid droplet. Bases 1 to 2241 code for a protein of 746 amino acids. Gene Ontology annotation, molecular function: lanosterol synthase activity. The transcript is spliced from 3 exons. Gene Ontology annotation, biological process: triterpenoid biosynthetic process; ergosterol biosynthetic process.